GCGAGCCUUGAACAAAUGAGAGACUGUGGCAGAGACUGUGAAUGCAGCGGGUGCGUCCCGGGACUGUAUAAAAGUCCUGACAUCCCCACUGCCUCUACACGGAGAAAAUUUACGCGUCUCAGGUGUACUUGUCUGCCCAUCAAAAUGAAGUCUCUUGUGGUGAUCUUUGCUCUGGCUGUUUUUACUGGCUGCCAGGCUCGUAGCCUGUUCCAGGCUGAUGCCCCUCAGCCCAGAUGGGAGGAGAUGGUGGACCGCUUCUGGCAGUAUGUGUCCGAGCUCAACACACAUGCUGACGGUGUGGUGGACAACAUCAAGGGGUCCCAGCUCAGCAGAGAGCUUGACACCCUGAUUAGUGACACCAUGGCUGAGCUGAGCACAUACAGUGACAAUCUUCAAACCCAGCUGACUCCAUAUGCUUCUGAUGCUGCUGGUCAGCUGAACAAAGAUCUCCAGCUCUUGGCUAGCAAACUGCAAACUGACAUGACCGAUGCUAAGGAACGCUCCACUAAGUAUCUGCAAGAGCUGAAGACCAUGAUGGAGCAGAACGCUGAAGACGUGAAGAACCGCGUCAGCACCUACACCCGCAAACUGAAGAAACGCCUGAACAAGGACACCGAGGAGAUACGCAACACUGUGCAAACAUACUUGGGUGAGCUGCAGUCUCGUGCUUCCCAAAAUGCUGAAGCCGUGAAGGACCGUUUCGAGCCCUACGUCAACCAGGCCCAGAAUGGUGCCAGCCAGAAAUUGGGUGCCAUUAGCGAGCUGAUGAAGUCUCAGGCGCAGGAGAUGAGCAAGCAGUUGGAAGUCCAGGCUGGAGCUCUGAAGGAAAACCUGGAGCAGACCGCCGAAAACCUGCGCACAUCCCUAGAGGGCCAUAUGGAUGAACUGACCAGCCUCCUCACCCCUUACUCUGAGAAGAUCCGUGAGCAGCUGCAGAUCGUCAUGGACAAGAUCAAGGAGGCAUCAGCAGCUCUUCCCACUCAAGCUUAAGAGCUCCACACUUAUCUAGAGUUAACACCAAACAGAAACAAGAAAGGAGGUUUUGUGUUACUGAAAUGUGCUUUUUUCAUUCUGUGAGAGGUUGAUAAGUGGUUAAGAACUGGACUCGACUGGACUAGCACUGUCCAUUAUUGGACAAAAGAAUACCAUGUACUCACCAUGUUUACUUUCUCAGUAUUAACCCACUGUCUGAGGAUAUACUUUUAGUGUCUUUCGUUAGCAUACAGUAAAGAAUUUUUAAGAUCAAUCAGCUUGCCUUUAUUGGCAGUUAUCUAAGAAUGUUUUGUAGUUAGUGGGGCCAAAAUGACACCAUUCAAAAUAAAUGUUAAAAAAGUGCCUUCAGCUGCUGAACUAAAUCAGAAUAUAUGUAAAGAUGAGCUUUGUUAGCCACAAAUCCACAUAUAAAUGCUUGUUUACUUUAUGUGUUUGUGCGCUGUUGUAUUUGAAUUUGUUUUCAAUAAAUGUGUGUCCUACUACACAA
Messenger RNA from Cyprinus carpio (common carp), 1480 nucleotides. RefSeq lists its product as uncharacterized. Lineage: Eukaryota; Metazoa; Chordata; Actinopteri; Cypriniformes; Cyprinidae. Gene Ontology annotation, cellular component: extracellular region; intermediate-density lipoprotein particle. The record is from RefSeq and is a predicted model, not a curated record. Gene Ontology annotation, biological process: cholesterol catabolic process; negative regulation of neuron apoptotic process; regulation of amyloid-beta clearance. Gene Ontology annotation, molecular function: lipid binding.